AUGAGAAAGGGGAUCCAGCCCGCCCUGGAGCAGUACCUGGUGACCGCCGGGGGUGGGGAGGGGGCGGCUGUUGCCGCCGCCGCUGCAGCCUCCAUGGACAAAAGGGCACUGCUAGCCAGCCCCGGCUUCCCCGCCGCCGCCGCCGCCGCCGCUGCUGCAGCCCCGGGCGCGUACAUCCAGAUCCUCACCACGAACACUUCCACCACCUCCUGUUCCUCCUCCCUUCAAAGCGGCGCCGUCGCCGCCGGCCCCCUCCUCCCCAGUGCCCCCGGCGCGGAGCAGACCGCCGGCAGCCUCCUCUACACCACGCCGCACGGACCCUCCAGCAGAGCCGGGCUGCUGCAGCAGCCACCAGCGCUGGGACGCGGCGGCAGCGGCGGCGGCGGCGGCCCUCCGGCAAAGCGACGGCUGGAGCUAGGAGAAAGCGGUCAUCAGUACCUCUCGGAUGGCUUAAAAACCCCCAAGGGCAAAGGAAGAGCCGCCCUGCGGAGUCCAGAUAGUCCAAAAACUCCAAAAUCUCCCUCAGAAAAAACACGGUAUGACACGUCACUUGGUCUGCUCACCAAGAAGUUCAUUCAGCUCCUGAGCCAGUCCCCUGACGGGGUCUUGGAUUUGAACAAGGCGGCGGAGGUGCUGAAGGUGCAAAAGAGGAGAAUCUACGACAUCACCAACGUGCUGGAAGGCAUCCACCUCAUUAAGAAGAAGUCGAAAAACAACGUGCAGUGGAUGGGCUGCAGUCUGUCUGAGGAUGGGGGCAUGCUGGCCCAGUGUCAAGGCCUGUCCAAGGAAGUGACCGAGCUCAGCCAGGAGGAGAAGAAAUUAGAUGAACUGAUCCAAAGCUGCACCCUGGACCUCAAACUGCUAACCGAAGAUUCAGAGAAUCAAAGGUUAGCUUACGUUACAUAUCAAGAUAUUCGAAAAAUUAGUGGCCUUAAAGACCAAACUGUUAUAGUUGUCAAAGCCCCUCCAGAAACAAGACUUGAAGUGCCUGACCCAAUAGAGAGCCUACAAAUACAUUUGGCAAGUACCCAAGGGCCCAUUGAGGUUUAUUUGUGUCCAGAAGAGACAGAAACACACAGUCCAAUGAAAACAAACAACCAAGACCACAAUGGGAAUAUCCCGAAACCCCCUUCCAAAGACUUGGCUUCAACCAACUCAGGACAUAGCGAUUGUUCGAUUUCUAUGGCAAACCUUUCUCCUUUGGCCUCCCCAGCGAACCUCUUACAGCAGACUGAGGACCAAAUUCCUUCCAACCUAGAAGGACCAUUUGUGAACUUACUGCCUCCCCUGCUCCAAGAAGACUAUCUCCUAAGUCUUGGGGAGGAAGAAGGCAUCAGCGAUCUCUUUGAUGCUUAUGAUUUGGAAAAGCUCCCGCUGGUGGAAGACUUCAUGUGUAGUUGAUUACACUUUGUGUGACCUCCCCUUAUAAACCAAUAUUUUUUUAUUAUGGAACCAGAACAUCUGUCAUGCAGUGUUGUCCCUUCCUACCUUCUUCCUCCGAGAUAGUAUCAUGAAGUAAACUACAAACUUCAGAACAAAGCUGACAUUUUAAUGAAUUAAAAAAAAAAAAAAUUUUUUUUUUUUGGUCUAAACGCACAGUCGCAGGCUCCCUUGGGAAAGCCCUGCUAUGCCCCAGGUUCCAAAAUCUCCUGGAUGAGUCAGCAAGUGAGAAAAUGUGCAAUCAGGUGUCUCUCACCCAUAUUUUUCUUCCCUCCCUCCCGGAUUGGCUUGCUGUGCCUGACGGAUGGGCUGUAGAAUGGGGUCUGGCCACCUGGCCCACUCGAAAACAGCAAUCUUCCUUAAUAGCAUUUCAAGCCGUGCCUUCUCCGCGGAAUGCAUGUCUUUGGGGUCUGCUCAUAUGGAUGGAACAGCAGGAACUGUAAACUUGAAGUCAUGCAAAAGUAUGAAAUGGAUUUCUUCAGCUCUUCUUAGGAAUAUUUAAAUUACUGUCAUAAUUCAGUGUAAGCUACAGACCUUGUGUGCCGCUAGGAGGUCAAGAGAACCUGCACAGCCUUUCGGAUGAAGAACCUGUUUUCCAAUAUUUGUUGCAGAUACAGAAGAACGGUAGAUCUGCCACUCGAAGCUGUUGUGGAUUUUCCUGUCUCCAUUAACCACUCCCACUCCCUUGCCCCCAAUGUAUUUGUAAGUUUAAAGUUGAUUUGUAGCAAAUGCUUACUUAGGAGUUUUCUGUGGAUUGUUUUUGCCUUUUUUUUUUUAAGCUGCCAUUUAAGCAUUCCUGUGGCACCCAGCACCAUUUCAAUUUAAUUGUUUACUUUGAAACGGUUUUUGCUAGUUCACAUUAUUUAAGCAGAGGUAGAGGACCGCUACUGAUCAGAGCAUCUAAACGUGUGUGAUCUAAGGUUUAACAGCCUCUGCAAGAAGCAUUGCCCCAUCUUGCUUCCUUUCCCAGGGCGGGGAGCUUGGAGCGAGUCAGUCCUGGGGCUCGCUCACUCGCUCGCUCGUAGACACGGGUGGCGCAUUUGAGAAGAGAACCAGGUCAGAUGACAUAGCAGUCCCAAGGAGCAGCAGGUGUGGAUCCCUCCGUCCUUGGGCUUCCUGGCCCUAGGAC
Neomonachus schauinslandi (Hawaiian monk seal) is the source of this 2569-nucleotide messenger RNA. RefSeq names its product E2F transcription factor 3 (gene E2F3). Gene Ontology annotation, biological process: regulation of transcription by RNA polymerase II. Gene Ontology annotation, cellular component: RNA polymerase II transcription regulator complex. Gene Ontology annotation, molecular function: RNA polymerase II cis-regulatory region sequence-specific DNA binding; protein dimerization activity; DNA-binding transcription factor activity, RNA polymerase II-specific. The transcript is spliced from 7 exons. The record is from RefSeq and is a predicted model, not a curated record. Lineage: Eukaryota; Metazoa; Chordata; Mammalia; Carnivora; Phocidae. Bases 1 to 1401 code for a protein of 466 amino acids.